AUGGGGAGCGGCAUCCUCAACGCGCGGCCCUCUUCCUGGCUCGCAGCCGUGGCCGCCGCCGCCGCCAAGCCGGCCAGCUUCCCCAGCGUACACGCCGUCCUCCUGACCUCUGGCCACCUCUCCUCCCGCGCCUCCGUCAACUCUCUCCUUCGCGCCGCCCCCUUCCCCUCCGCCUGCGCGCUUCUCCUCCGCCUUUUGCUCCUCCACCGCCUCCUGCCCGACAACAUCUCCCUCUCUUUCUCCCUCCACUCCUGCACCCGCGUCCCCAGCCACCCGAUCACCAGCCUCCUCCAUUCCCUCGCCGUCAGGCUUGGUCACUCUCGCGACGUCUAUGUGGUCAAUGCCGCCGUCUCCUCCUACUUCACCGCCUCCGAUGUCGCCUCCGCCGACCGGCUCUUCGCUGAGAUCUCCAACGAUGUCGCCGACGUUGUUACCUGGACCACCAUGGUCACCGGGCACGCCAGCGCCGGUAGUCUUGGGCGGGCGAGGAGUUUCUUCGAUGCAAUGCCCGAGAGGAACGUUGUUUCUUGGAACGCGAUGCUGGGCGCGUACGCUCGCGCCGGGAUGCUGUCCGAGGUGCGGAAGCUGUUCGAUGCAAUGCCCAACAGGAACGCUGCCACUUGGAGCUCUAUGAUCACUGGGCUCGUGCACUCCGGGCACUGCGAGGAGGCGUUGAGGGUGUUCAGUGAUAUGGUCAGUAGUGGUGUCGUGCCUAACGAGGCCGCGCUGGUGAGCGCUGUCUCUGCAUGCGCGCAACUGCGGUCAGUGGAGCACGGCGCGUGGGUGCACGCGUAUGCAGAGCGGGAGCUGCAUGGGGCCAUGAGCAUCAUCCUUGCCACCGCGAUCAUAGACAUGUAUGGAAAAUGUGGGAGCAUCUGCAAUGCUGUCAGGGUGUUUGCUGCAAUGCCCGUGAGAAACAUAUACUCCUGGAACUCAAUGAUCGCUGGGCUUGCAAUGAAUGGUGGCGAGAGGCAGGCCUUGUCGCUCUUAUGGAAGAUGCAGAUGGCCGGUGUUCGACCAAAUGACAUAACUUUUAUUGGGUUGCUGAGUGCUUGCAGCCACUCGGGCCUCGUCAAUGAGGGCCGCAGGUUGUUUGACAGUAUGAUUGAAGACUUUGGAAUACAACCAGUCCCAGAGCAUUAUGGUCUUAUGGUCGAUUUACUUGGCCGGUCCGGUCGUGUUAGGGAGGCAAUAUAUUUCGUCAAGAGUAUGCCUGUGGAACCUCACCCUGGCUUAUGGGGUGCGCUAGCUAGUGCCUGCAAGAUGCAUGGAGAGGUGGAGCUUGGUGAGGAGGUUGCUAAGAAGCUCAUUGAACUGGAGCCUCGGCAUGGCAGCCGGUACAUUCUCCUGUCAAAUCUUUAUGGCUCUGCGAAUAGAUGGGAUGACAUGGCCACUGUGCGCAAGCUCCUCAAACGCCGAAAGGUCCCCAAGGGAACUGGCAACACUGUGGUUGGAAAUGACAUCCAGCAUACAGAAUGAUUGAAUACAGUAGUCCACUCUUGAUAAGGAUUUAUGACUGCUUCGUACUGGUAAGGGUAUUGAGACUUUGAACUGGUUGGGCAGAGGAGCAACAUGAACUCCACCACCUAGUGGAGAUUGAUGCUGAAACAGAAAUCCUGACAGAGGAUAUAUAUAUGUCAACAUAUGCCUAAUGCUUUCUUGCUCGUGUUGAACUGGAUUUAGUACUUGCACAUACAGGGAGCACAACAGCAAAAUCCUGGCAAGAAGUGCAGGUUAGUGCUUGAAAAAUGAACUCAAUGGGCAGAAACUCAAGAAUUUUUAUGAUUAAAGUAACAAUUUUGUAGCAUGAACAGUAUGUUAGGUGAUUCAGGUUCAUGGAAGGAUUCUUCUACUAGUUACCGAGCCUUGUUUUUUGUAGCAUAUUGAUUAAAAGUGCAGUUCAAUCAUACUCACU
Messenger RNA from Panicum hallii, 1915 nucleotides. Its product is annotated as pentatricopeptide repeat-containing protein At4g18840-like. Lineage: Eukaryota; Viridiplantae; Streptophyta; Magnoliopsida; Poales; Poaceae. Bases 1 to 1479 code for a protein of 492 amino acids. Gene Ontology annotation, biological process: RNA modification. Gene Ontology annotation, molecular function: protein binding; RNA binding. The record is from RefSeq and is a predicted model, not a curated record. The transcript has a single exon.